This is a messenger RNA of Pseudophryne corroboree (corroboree frog), 1955 nucleotides long. RefSeq names its product G-patch domain containing 3 (gene GPATCH3). Gene Ontology annotation, molecular function: nucleic acid binding. NCBI's taxonomy places the organism in Eukaryota, Metazoa, Chordata, Amphibia, Anura, Myobatrachidae. Gene Ontology annotation, biological process: negative regulation of type I interferon production; negative regulation of RIG-I signaling pathway; positive regulation of DNA-templated transcription. The record is from RefSeq and is a predicted model, not a curated record. The transcript is spliced from 6 exons. The coding region runs from base 267 to 1670 and encodes 467 amino acids.
CUAAACAGGAUUGGCUGGCAGUGAGGGUCACGUGUUUUGUUUUUUUAAAUAAUCAUUCUAUGAAUUACGGCUGGUGAGAGGGACACAUCACCCACACUCAUCUUAUAUAUCGUUCUGUGUACGGUGCUUCUCCAAGAUGGCGGAUUAACACGUGACCAGUAACCCUGCCCUCCCACUAAAAUGGUUGCCAGCAAAAGUCUUCCACAUCUAACAUGGCAGCAUAGGAUCGACUCUACCAAGAUGGCGGGCCAUCACGUGACCACUGUAUGUAUUUUCUAGUGAUUCCUGGGAGUAUGGAGGAGCCUCCGGUGUUCCUGGUGGUCUGCGGCAUACCGCGCCGGUUUCGGUCGGCUCAGCUGCGUCAUUACUUCAGUCAGUUUACGGAGAGCGGCGGGUUCGUGUGUUUCCACUACCGGCACCGCCCGGAACGCAGAGGGUCAGCGGCUGCCGGAUACGACGCGUUCUGCUGCCCGGUGUCGGUCAGGCCAGAGAGAGCACAGAGCUUCCGGCGCAUGUACCAUGGCAAGCCCUGGCUGGAUGCUACCGGGAGCCAGGUCCCCGGGAGGUGCCUCAUCCACGCGAUCCGAGACGCUCCGGGUAGAGAUCUGCAGGACUUUCCUUAUAAGACACGUCGUGAGUUGUUGCAGGUCCGAUGGCCUGUCACGGCUGAGGAGAAACAGGUGACUUCAGCAGAAUUGCUCAAAAUGUCUGAGCUUAACCCUCCGGCACUCAUGCCCCAAGGAAACGUUGGCACGCCUGUGAGUGUCUUCCUGCAGCUAAUACGCUCCUGCCGUCUUCCACCCAGACUUAUAACCCGGUUGGGUCUGAAGUUUCGUCGUUCAGGGAGACGUUAUGGCAGUGUCCCUUUUGUUUAUGAAGGAACAGAGACUACCAUAACAGAGGAGGGUGUGUAUACUGCCGCUGGACAUGAGAUAACAGAAGAUAGCAGCACUGAAUCAAAUGUGAUCAGAGACGAGAAUGACACCAUGGAGCAUUCUAAUUCUGAGGAUGAUAACGAUACAUGUGAAGAGUGGGAGAGACACGAGGCUUUACAUGAAGACAUUACUGAGCAAGAACGCUGUAAAGAACGUUUGUUUGAGGAAAAGAUUGAACUUAAGUGGGAAAAGGGUGGGUCUGGUUUGGUGUUCUACACGGAUGCCCAGAUGUGGAAAGAACAGGAAGGAGAUUUUGAUGAACAGACCGCUGACGAUUGGGAUGUGGAUAUGAGUGGUUAUUAUGAGCAUGGUGCUGGAGAUAAGGAUGCUAAAGACUAUUUGAAGAUGCGACUAGAAACAAGGAGACGGGAUGGACAUAACGCAGCAGAGGAAAAACAUGGUCUUGGUGGUUUUGAACGAUACACAAAGGGAGUUGGGCGUAAGGUAAUGGAGAGCCAGGGCUGGACUGAGGGAACUGGUCUUGGUGCCAGUGGUGCAGGAAUGCCAGAGGCCUUGGAGAAUGAAGGACAAAACCCAAAAUGCAGGCGUGGCUUGGGGUAUCAUGGGGAAAAGUUGUCAACGUUCUGCCUAGGUCAGAAGAAGCCUACGUAUUUAAUCUCUACAGUGUAUGAUCAGCCACGUGAGGAAGAUAUGGGGGACACUUUAUUGCGACGGCAAAAGAGCAGUGCUAUGAAGUAUCGGAGAAAUCAAAUAAUAUCGGAGACAAAACAGUGACUUUCGAGAGAGAUAUUUAUGACUUAAAAUAUUUUAUUUAUUUACAUAUACAGACUGAUUUCCAGAUUGAUAUCUUUCAUUGGAGAAUUUCACACCUAAGUGGUUCCUGGAUGUCUGAUAUGUUGAUGCUGCUGAUUUUGCACAAACUUUUUUAUUCUCAGGUUUUUUAAAAUACUGUUUUUGUAUUUAAGAUUUUUUAUCUUGUUUGCCUAAAAGAUACUCAUUAGAAAUGUGCAGUUUACGUGUUCCCUUGAGCAUAUGAUAUAAACAUGCCGUUUAAUUUCA